AUGAUGGGGACAAGAACACGUGUAGGAUACUCGUUGCUGCUGCUAAUCUCGGCCGUCGUGCUAGGCUUGACCUUCUGGGACAAGUUACAGGAGACACUGCGUCUUACGUACGAACACCGCUCAUUAAGUGCUAACCGUGAUGCAGCAUUCAAGAGCGUUUCUGUUUAUCGCAACGGACAUUCGACUGGUGGUGUACAAAUGCAGCUUAGUGCAGAGCUACUGGCUGCUCGCACAGGAGAGGGAGAGCUAGCAGCUUAUUUGUCCCAGUUCAUAGCGGUAGAAGGGCUUCACGAGUCUGUCACGGACGAGUCCAAGUCGUUGGAUGGGAGUAAAGAAAAGGAAUAUGAUGUGCUUGGUGUCGUAGCCGAUCGCGUGUUCAACGGCCGUGGAGAGCUAUUGCAAACCUACGCAGACAUUCAGUCGGGAGAUCGACUCUAUCUUGUUGCCCCAGGGCUUUUAUUCGUGUGGCCUUUUGUCGAACUUGGUCAUCGCGUGACUGUGACGUCGAUAGCCAGUCCGACCAAGGAGCCGAUUAUCAUUGAGUCUAUCUCGGAAUCUCCACGGACGUUCCGUCUGCACAAUUUCUUCAGUGGCGAGGAGGCAGAUAAGCUAAUUAAGCGUGCAUUGGAGAUUCGCGAACCGCUUAACAAGCUGCAGCCGUCUUCAGUGGGCCUAUUGCAGAGCCAACAUAGGAAGUCUAGCGGUCGCACAAGCGAGAAUGCGUUUGAUACCGUUUCGGAUACAUCGGUGGCAAUUCAACAUCGCGCAUUUGACUUGCUCUCGCUAGGGGAGUUCAAACAAGACAUGUGCGAUGGUAUUCAAUUGCUGCGAUACCAGCAGAAGCAAGCGUAUACUGUUCACUCUGACUACUACCCUGUGAACCACGUAGAUGACUUCAACUUUGAUCCGCAGAAGGGAGGCUCAAAUCGUUUUGCUACUGUCUUUUUAUACCUUUCGGACGUGUUACACGGUGGACAGACCGUGUUCCCGCUAGUUGAAAUGCCUGAGGGUCUCCCGGUCGAGUAUGGCCACCCGUCGAACGUGGCUCAAGACUAUGAGGCCAUUGGGGCAGAACUAUUUGAGGCAAGCAGCUGGGAGAUCGACAUGGUGAAGAAGUGCUCGACAAAGUUGGCGUUUUAUCCUUCGAAAGGUGGUGCAGUGCUAUUCUACAGCCAGAAGCCGAAUGGUGAAUUGGACCCCAUGUCGGAGCACGGAGGCUGCCCUGUGCUCGAAGGCACCAAGUGGGCAGCCAAUCUUUGGAUGUGGAACAAACGCCGCCAUGGCCUGGAUGUGGACGUAUACAGCGUUACCUUCACAAACCCAACGUCGCGUCGAGUGGGUCUGUAUUGGUCAGACAAGCUAUUGGGUACUCUCGCAGCCAGCGGUGGUACGCUUACCUUCACUACAUACGCGAAUGUCCAGUGGGUAAUCAAAAGCGACAAUCACAUUCUGCUUGAAUUCAUCGUUGAUGCCAAGAACGGUAAGAAACAGACUGUUACUGUUCCGUCACUUGACGAAAAAUCUGCAACACAAUUGGAAGACAGUAUGGAAGUCAAUGUGAAGAAGACGAACGACAAUGUCAAUUUUCUUGACGAGCUGUAG
Molecule: messenger RNA, 1602 nt
Organism: Peronospora belbahrii
Lineage: Eukaryota; Oomycota; Peronosporomycetes; Peronosporales; Peronosporaceae
Source: the annotation of a GenBank genome assembly